AUGGCAAAUAACAUCUCGUGCCUGCUCCACGAACUCCCAAGCCUAGCGAUCUCCUCACCACCACCCCAGAGCGACCACCCUCAGAGCGACAUUGCCCUACGUCACCCAUCACCAUCACCAAUCCAGCUCCUGCUGAAGCCCAGCCAGCCCUCUGAGCUGUGGAGGCCCAAAGGGAGUUGGUCCACUAGCCCCAGUGCUCCCUGGACACCAUCACACCUCCUGCAAACUGUGAGGCCAGGGUCCAUGACCAUGGCAACCACUAACGCCUCACCAUGGUUUUCUUCGUCCCUUCCUUUCUCCCUAUUUCAGGGGUGGCAAUUGACCCAGAGGAGGAAAAGCAAAUCUCAGAUGGUGAGUAUCAAUGUUGUUUUUUGCACUACUAUUUAGAAAGCUAUAGAGGAGAAAAUUACUUACGAUAUAUUCAAUAGCUUGGGACUGUAGUGAACGGAUGUACUGUAUUUGAAGUGGGAAUGGUGAACUGCAUCGCAUUUAUCCAAUGUGUCAUGCACCUGUCAGGAGUUGACUGUAUUCUCUAGUCUUGCUUGCCAGACUCAUGGCGCUCCACACCCCAGUUGUGUGGGAGAUACAGCAGGUGUUUCAAGCGACUAGGAUUCUCUAACUACAGGCCUGUGUGCUGUGUGUUGUUUUUUCUCCUGGCAGAGGCCAAGAAGAAGAAGAAGAAGAAGAAGAAGAAGAAGAAGAAGAAGAAGAAGAAGAAGAAGAAGAAGAAGAAGAAGAAGAAGAAGAAGAAGAAGAAGAAGAAGAAGAAGAAGAAGAAGAAGAAGAAGAAGAAGAAGAAGAAGAAGAAGAAGAUGAUUUCCAGAGUUUCAUCUCAAGGGUGUGGAAGACCCUUACGUCCUGCGCCCCCUCUGGCCACAGCAGGGACUGAACCAGCAUGAAUGUGAAUGACUCAUACACAAAGACACCAGUUGACCUCACAGGAUCACUUGUCAGUGAGAGCAGCAGGGCUGCCGGCAGCAAACGUGUGGCAAGCUGGCAUUUGCCCCAUUACUUUUCAAUCAGGUGUGGCAGCGCCCCACCGAUUUUGAUUUGGUUAAAUAAAAAAAUAAAAAAUAUUAAACGGAAAAGCAUUGAAAACUAGGCUACUGUGUUUAAGACUUAGUUGUCAACUGGCGCACAAUUAAUCUGUGCUGCACAUCGGGAUACUGCAGGUUGUGGUCACGUUUCUACCAGCCUGGAAAGCAUGCACAAAGGUAACGCGGAAGUCACACUGGGUUCACACUGGGUUCAAAGCCGAAAAAAGUGUCCCAGCCAUAGAGGUAUUAUAUUAACUAGACUAGAGGAAGAAUAAUGGGCGCCCACUCAUUCCAAUGGAGUGGGCUCACAUAAGGGUGUCAUCAGGCCGGGGUGUCGUCAAGCCAGGCACAUCAGGUGAAGCUUGUGGUGUUGGGCCAAAAUCCAAGCGGAGAUGUCUGCCAGACACAGAAAUAACAGUGAUGAGAGACCAUGUGAGGAUGUGACAGAGUCAAGUGAUUUUGUGUACAGAGAGAACCAAAGUGGACCUGGCACUUAGGCCUGUUAACUUGGACACCAGUAGUGAGGAGGUAAGGUGCAGAUACUGACCCUUUCCAUGUCACAUGUUAGGAGCCAGCUACAUGUCAGGUGCAGACCCUGAGAAGUAUAUAGUAAUAUAAAUACACAGGUAGAACUUCUGUAAAUCAGCUGGAGUUGCAGCAGGAGUAGUCUCUGCAUCGUAACACCAUCAGUAAGGCUCUGAACUUCACAUAAACUUGACAAACCGCCACACAACAUGGCAAACGUUGAAGCAAACUGAACACACCACUAGUGUACAUCAUUGGCGUCAGCUGAUGGAGGCUGGAGGCUGGAGGCUGGAGCCAAAGAAAGUGCCUUCAUUUUGAACUACUAUUUGGACAAAAUACUUAAUCAGCCAUUUUAGUGUGUAUUGUCACAGAGUAGGCUAAUAGUUUGUCUAUCUGGUAUUUCAGUUCUUGCCACUGUGGGCCAUUCCCAUGUAAAAUGAGCAUGGGUGAUGGAGAUUUAUGCUUUUUACAGCUAAUACACAAUGCAGGUUUACAGUACCAUCUAGUGGGAAGAAAUAAAGCAUGCAUGGUACUGCAGGAAAUAUACCACAUACUGCAAAUGUCGUCAAAUAUAGGAUUAAUAUACUCAGUGGUGAUUUUAGCAAGUAAAUCUUGGUGGGGCAAACUCAACAUUUUUGGUUGUUGAUGCAUGCCAGCAAAGCCACUACACAACACAACACUAAACAAUACAUUAAUUGAACUAUAACAGUGACAAACAGUGCCCACAAACUGUUAGGGCCUACAUAAAGCUGUCCCAAUAGCAGAGCUUUCUUUUCAGCACCAUGGAGUGAAUCCUUACCACCGCUACACCUGGCUAUCAGCGGAGCCUUGUCUGGCAGUGAAACAGUUCAUUCAGCAUCAUUUACUGCCUUUAAAAAAAAACAUAGGUUAUAUGGCUGAUUUGUUUAAACAAAUGUGGUUUCGAAUGACAAUUGAGAUGUACAAACUAUGGCAUAAGGGAACGAUGAGCAGAUAAGAGGCAAUCCGUAAUUUCAAUUAAGACAUUAAUGAGCGAGCUAAGAUGGACAUAGUCAAUAUAACUAAUUGUUCAGCACUUUUAAAAUGUACAGCGACAGAAUUCAGAACAUGGGCCGUUCUUACAAUAUUCUCCCUGUACAUCAAGUAAGAACCGUAGGAUAAAUAAAGGGGGCAUAUAAGCAGACAAUGAAAGCUCUCACAAUAUUCGAUGAUGACAUUUCUCUAAAACAGGCUAUAGGCUACAUGUGUACCACCAAAUCAGAACAGUAGGCUGUUAUGAGGGGGAAAGGGACCAAAUUAUUAGGGUGAGGCACAUGGGCUACUAACAGCUUACUACACAACAUACACUUGUGGCGAAUACAUUUUUACAUUUUUUACAUUUUAGUCAUUUAGCAGACGCUCUUAUCCAGAGCGACUUACAGUUAGUGAGUGCAUACAUUAUAUUUUUUUCAUACUGGCCCCCCUGUGGGAAUCGAACCCACAACCCUGGCGUUGCAAACGCCAUGCUCUACCAACUGAGCUACAUCCCUGCCGGCCAUUCCCUCCCCUACCCUGGACGACGCUGGGCCAAUUGUGCACCGCCCCAUGGGUCUCCCGGUCACGGCCGGCUACGACAGAGCCUGGAUUCGAACCAGGAUCUCUAGUGGCACAGCUAGCACUGCGAUGCAGUGCCUUAGACCACUGCGCCACUCGGGAGAUGCAACAGGUGUAGACCUUACCGUGAAAUGCUUACUUACAAGCCCUUAACCAACAAUUGCAGUUCAAGAAAUAGAGUUAAGAAAAUAUUUACUAAAUAAACUAAAGUAGAAAAUAAAAUAAAAUAAAAAAAGUAACACAAUAAAAUAACAAUAACAAUAACGAGGCUAUACCAAGUCAAUGUGCGGGGGUACAGGUUAGCCGAGGUAAUUUGUACAUGUAGGUAGGGGUAAAGUGACUAUUUAUAGAUAAUAAACAGCGAGUAGCAGCAGUCUUAUGGCUUGGCUUGGGGGUAGAAGCUGUUAAGGAGCCUUUUGGACCUAGACUUGGCGCUCCGGUACUGCUUGCCGUGCGGUAGCAGUGAGAACAGUCUAUGACUGGGUGACUGGAGUCUUUGACCAUUUUGGGGGCCUUCCUCUGACACCGCCUAGUAUAUAGGUCCUGGAUGGCAGGAAGCUUGGCCCCAGUGAUGUACUGGGCCAUACGCACUACCCUCUGUAGCGCCUUAUGGUUCAGAUGCCGAGCAUUUGCCAUACCUGGUGGUGAUGCAACCGGUCAGGAUGCUCUCAAUGGUGCGGCUGUAUAGCUUUUUGAGGAUCUGGGGACCAAUGCCAAAUCUUUUCAGUCUCCUGAGGGGGAAAAUGAGUUGUCGUGCCCUCUUCAUGACUGUCUUGGUGUGUUUGGACCAUGAUAGUUUGUUGGUGAUGUGGACACCAAGGAACUUGAAAUUCUCUAACUGCUCCACUACAGCCCCGUCGAUCUUAAUGGGGGCCUGUUUGGCCCUCCUUUUCCUGUAGUAGUCCAUGAUCAGCUCCUUUGUCUUGCUCACAUUGAGGGAGAGGUUGUUGUCCUGGCACCACACUGCCAGGUCUCUGACCUCCUCCCUAUAGGCUGUCUCAUCGUUGUCUGUGUUCAGGCCUACCACUGUUGUGUCGUCAGCAAACUUAAUGAUGGUGUUGGAGUUGUGCUUGGCCACGCAGUCGUGGGUGAACAUGUCCCAGGGUUCUUAGCUUAGUGAUGAGCUUUGUGGGCACUAUGGUGUUGAACACUGAGUUGUAGUAUUACUUUCUUAGCUACAGUAUACAUGUCUCCCUGGCAUAUUACAUAUUAUAUCAUUUAUGGACUCACUUCAACAGGAAGGUGGCGCGGCAGUCCUUCUUGUGGGCAAACUUUGUCAUCAAACUUUGUCAUCAAAGUCUGGCAUUCUCUGGAUUUAUAGUGCUGUCACGACAACUGGAAACUCAGAAAAAAACAAGUUUGAAUCAUGACGUCAGUGGUCUUCAGGUCGGAGCUCUAGAAAGAGGCCUGAGUUCCCAGUUGUCUUGAACUCACUGAAGUCUGAGAUUUCCCAGUUCUGAGUUUCCAGGUGUUUUGAAUGCGGCAGAAGUCAUGCUGGAUUGACAGCAUGGCCAAUGUUGAAUGUUUAUCCUUUUAAGCUUGGAAAAGAGACCAUUAAACCUUGGACCACACGUCCACUCCACUGAAUAGCAGGCUAGUGAUUGCUUUGCAACGCUUGCAGUUAGCCACUGAUUCCUUCCAAACCACUCAUUGUUGAAUUUGCGAUUUCCAACUUGUUGUGUAAUAUUUAUGUCCAAUGGCCAAUGAGCCCACUGAAGUAGGUUACGUUUUAUCUAUAAUUUAUUUUCAUAUGACAAGGAUUGAAAAUAAUUUGCCAGUAGAUUUUCGACUUGAUUUAUGAUGAUGACUGCUUGUUUAGCUUGCUAGCUAAGAUGUUGAAAGUAUGAUGUUGAUAUGAUCAGUCCAAUCAAAGCUACAGUAGAUAUAAUGUGAUUUGACGUCAUUUUAUCUGUGGCCAAUGACCUUGAGCCUUCUUGGAUGGGCACUUCUAAUGUAAAUCUAUGGCAGCACCCAAGGGGCUUGAAUUUUUUUGCUCUCCCUGUAGAUUUUGCGGUGACGUAGUGUCCCCAUGAGUGACAGGACACUGAGCCAAUCACGGCACAACUAGAGAACAUUACCAACCCCUACGCUCUGUAUUUUCCGCUGGCUGCCCCACCACCACAGAAAGCACUGAGCUAGGCUGAAACACCUGCAUUUUGGAGAUGCCUUAGUUCGUAUGCAGCUUUAUUAACUCAAUGAUUUUUAUAUUUCUUUUACAUUGUUUGCAAACUGAUAUGUGACACGUAUUAAUGCCAAAAUAACAUGCAAAACAGGCAACAACAAAAAAAAAAAUUGCCCCACCUGCCCUGAAUGACGGGUCGCCACUGAAUAUACUGAAGAAAUAUAUAAACGCAACAUGUAAAGUGUUCGUCCCAUGUUUCAUGAGCUGAAAUAAAAGAUCCCAGAAAUGUUCCAUAUGCACAAAAAUAUUAUUUCUCUCAAAUGUUGUGCACAAAUUUGUUUACAUCCCUGUUAGUGAGCAUUUUUCCUUUGCCAAGAUAAUCCAUCCACCUGACAGGUGUGGCAUAUCAAGAAGCUGAUUAAACAGCAUGAUCAUUACACAGAUGCACCUUGUGCUGGGGACAAUAAAAGGCCACUCUAAAAUGUGCAGUUUCGUCAAAAAAUGCAUUGCCACAGUUGUCUCAAGUUGAGGGAGGAUGCAAUUGGCAUGCUGACUACAGGAAGGUCCACCAGAGCUGUUUCCAGAUAAUGUCAUGUUAAUUUCUCUACCAUAAGCCGCCUCCAACAUAGUUUUAGAGAAUUUAGGCAGUACCUCCAACCGGCCUCACAACCACAGACCACAUGUAACCACGCCAGCCCAGGACCUUCACGUCCGGCUUCUUCACCAGCGGUAUCAUCUGAAACCAGCCACCCCGACAGCUGAAGAAUUUCUGCACAAACUGUCAGAAACCAUCUCAGGGAAGCUCAUCUGCAAGCUGGUCAUCCUCACCAGGGUCCUGACCUGACUGCAGUUCGGCAACUUAACCGACUUCUGUGGACAAAUGCUCACAUUCGAUGGCCACUGGCACGCUGGAGAAGUGUGCUCUUGGGAUGCUCUGCAUCAACGUGUAAAACGGUGCUUCCAGUUCCCGCCAAUUACCAGCAACUUUGCACAGCCAUUGUAGAGGAGUGGGACAACAUUCUACAGGCCACAAUCAACAGCCUGAUCAACUCUAUGCGAAGGAGAUGUGUCAUGAUGCAUGAGGCAAAUGGUGGUCACACCAGAUACUGACUGUUUUUUUUAUCCACUCCCCUACCUUAAAAAGAAAAAAGUAUCUGCCACCAACAGAUGCAUAUCUAUAUUCCCAUUAAUGUGAAAUCCAUAGAAAUCCAUAGAGGAAGGCCCUAAAAAUUGUCAAAGACUCCAGCCACCCUAGUCAUAGACUGUUCUCUCUGCUACCACACGGCAAGCGGUAUCGGAGCACCAAGUCUAGGUCCGAAAGGCUUCUUAACAGCUUCUACCCCCAAGCCUGUGUAGCUCAGUUGGUGGAGCAUGGUGCUUGCAAUGCCAGGGUUGUGGGUUAGAUUCCCACGGGGGACCAGUAUGAAAAUGUAUGCACUCACUAAUUGUAAGUCGCUCUGGAUAAGAGCGUCUGCUAAAUGACUAAAAUGUAAAAAUGUAAGCCAUAAGACUCCUGAACAGCUAAUCAUGGCUACCCGGACUAUUUGCGCUGCUGCUGCUGCUACUCUGUUUAUUAUCUAUGCAUAGUCACUUUAACUCUACCCACAUGUACAUAUUACCUCAAUUACCUCGACUAACCGGUGCCCCCACACAUUGACUCUGUACAGGUACCCCGUGUAUAUAGCCUCCCUGCUGUUAUUUUAUUUUACUGCUGCUCUUCAAUUAUUAAUUUAAUUUUUUACUUAACACUUUUUUUUCCUUCUUAAAACUGCAUUGUUGGAUAAGGGCUUGUUUGGCGCAUGUGGCAAAUAACAUUUGAUUUGAUUUGAUUAGGGCAUAAUUAAUUUAUUUCAAUUGACUGAUUUCCUUAUAUGAACUGUAACUCAGUAAAAUCGUGGAAAUUGUUGCAUUCAUAUUUUUGUUCAGUGUCCAUAGCUAAAUAAAUAACAGCAACAAGAUACAACAACUGCUAAUCCCAUCUAAUUUAGCACUUUUAAGACACUUAUAAAAGUGCAAUACAAUUUACAGCUGUUAUUUGAAUGCCAUUUAGUUUUUCCAAACCUUUCAAAGCCAUGGGCUGUAUGUUCAAAACACAUAACAACGAGGACUGCACUGCUUAUGGAUAACAAUUAGUCCUUGAUUGGUGAAGCGACGUACCGUUUUUAAUAGGCCUGCACACCAAUCAAAAGCAACUAAUAUUGGCGCGUCUUCUUACUACUCCGCACUAGGAAACUCGGAUAUUUUCGACUUGCUAACUGGUUGUAGUUAUACACAUGCCGCGUUCAACAAAACAUCAAGUGGAAAAUUCAGAGUUUCCUAGUUCCGAAUAGAAGAUGAACGCGGCAUUUGUUGCAGAAAUUGUGCGAAUCCUCCCAUUUGAUGACGUCAGAUUCGGCUUCGACAAGCUGGUGGUGCCUGAAGAAAAGAUGGCGGAUCAUGAGGAGCAGUUAUCUGAUGAGGAGAAGGUAAGAUGUCGUUUUUUUCAUCUCUUGAUUGGAUUGGAGGACAUAUGAUAUCAUGUAGGUAUGUGUAUGCGUUUAUUUUAAAAAUAUGAAUCUACUGUGCAUAAAAGCUGGAUAAACAGACCGCGAUUUUCGCUCUGCUAGUCUAUAUUUUUAGCUCGGCAGCCUCUGCCCAACUUCCGCUCCUUUGCGAAUCUCAAAUGGAGACUCCUUGUACGGUCCUAACUCUGAAAUAGGAACUAUGCAGCAUAAAACAAAAAAACCAACGCUAACCUCUCACCUUCCUAAUCGUGAACCUUGUAACCAACGCCGAGCUUUCAUUUGUUUCUGUAUCGCUUUGUGUGAUCAUGUCUUCAACUUCUCACGAAUGAGCAGCUAACAUUUAAGCUAGUCACCACCUCGAUCUCUACACGCCAUGUUAGCGUUCUGUCUUUUUUUGUUGUUGCAUGAUAUAUACUGAUCGUGUGCAAUUUACUCAUGUUUGUGUGUGACAGAUAUGACUGUAGUGUUCAAUCUCAGAUUUAAAUAUAACUAAGCCAAACUGGUUAGCAUGAUAGCAUUGCCACUAGAAGGCUAGCUAAGCUGACAUGACAACAGUAGCGCGGGUUGGCUGUAUAUUCUAAUUUCCUUAAAAGGAAUAGCAGUAAAUUAACCAACGCACUGCACAAGAAAUUACUUCAGAUCAAUGCUCAACAUUAUUCAGAUUCAACUAGUUUGUCCACAACAUCUUAACGUCAGAAGUGUAUUAGGAUUUUGACAGGGCAUCGUCCAACGGGUGUGGCUCCCUCUUCCCCAUCAGUCACAGACAUUAGUUAAUCAUGCUAGCGCGUUAAUUAAUGUGAGGACUGAGCCACCAUAUGUCGCCGUGAUGUAAUAUAACAUUUCCAGUACUGUCAGGUUUACCCCCACACCUGACCCAGUAAACCACAAGUUUAAGUCUAGGUGGCUUCACUCAUGAUAUCCCCACACAUAUUUUAGCUAGCUAACGUUAGCUACAGUGCAUCACUGUUGUCAGGUAGUACGAAUACAAUACAAGUAAUGCUAUUUAGACCAUGUAUUUUGCGUUAGUCUUCUCAUGCUAGGGAAACUUUCAGCAGCCAACCAUCUGUUCUAGUGUCUCAAAUGAAUUUAUCUAAAGACGUGCCUUCAGAAAGUAUUCAUACCCCUUGACUUAUUCCACAUUUUGUUGUUAUAGCCUGAAUUGAAAAUGGGUAAAUAGAUUUUCUUUCUCACCCAUCUACAAACAAUACCCCAUAAUGACAAAGUGAAAACAUGUUUUUCGAAAUUUAUGGAAAAUGAACUACAUUAAUAUCUAAUUUACAUAUGUUUCACACCCCUGAGUCAAUACUUUUGUAGAAGGACCUUUGGCAGUGAUUAAAGCUGUGAGUCUUUUUUUUAAAUGUGUCAAAUUGGUUGUUGAUCAUUGCUAGACAAUAAUUUAAUGUCUUAACAUAGAUUUUCAAGUAGGUUUAAGUCAAAACUGUAACUCGGCCACUCACGAACAUUCACUGUCAUCUUGAUAAGCAACUCCAGUGUAGAUUUGGCCUUGUUUUAGGUUAUUUUCCUGCUGAAAGGUGAAUUCAUCUCCCAGUGUCUUGUGGAAAGCAGACUGAACCAGGUUUUCCUCUGAAUUCUGCCUGUCCUUAGCUCCAUUCCGUGUCUCUUUUAUCCUGAAAAACUCCCCAGUCCUUAAAGAUUACAAGGAUACCCAUAACAUGAUGCAGCCACCACUAUCCUUGAAAAUAUGGAGAGUGAUACUCCAAACAUAACACUUUGUAUUUAGAACAAGAAGGACACAUUUUUUUGCAGUAUUACUUUAGAGCCUUGAUGCAAACAGGAUGCAUGUUUUGGAGUAUUUGAAUUCUGUACAGGCUUCCUUCUUUUCACUCUGUCAAUUAGGUUAAUGUUGUGGAGUAACUAUGUUGAUCCAUCCUCAGUUUUCUCCUAUCACAGCCAUUCAACUCUAACUGUUUAAAAGUCACCAUUGGCCUCCUAGUGAAAUCCCUGAGUGGUUUCCUUCCUCUCCGGCAACUGAGUUAUGAAAGACACCUGUAUCUUUGUAGUGACUGGGUGUAUUGAUACACCAUCCAAAGUGUAAUUAAUAGCUUCACCAUGCUCAAAGGGAUAUUCAAUAUCUGCUUUAUUUUAAUUUUUACCCAUCUACCAAUAGGUGCCCUUCUUUGCGAGGCAUUGGAAAACCUCCCUGGUAUUUGUGGUUGAAUCUGUGUUUUAAAUUCACUGCUUGACUGAGGGACCUUAAAGGUAUGUUUGUUGAUCAUUGCUAGACAAUAAUUUAAUGUCUUAACAUAGAUUAUUGAGGAAGUCAUUCAUGAGAUGAGGAAGUCAUUCAUGUUAAACACUAUUAUUGCACACAGGGUCCAUGCAACUUAUGUGACUUGUUAAGCACAUUUUUUAUUUAGGCUUGCCAUAACAAAGGGGAUGAAUACUUAUUGACUCAAGACAUUUCUGCUUUAAAAAAAUACAUUUUCAGUAAAAAUGUGUAAAAAUCGAAUUCCACUUUGACAUUUAUGGGGUAUUGUGUAUAGACCAGUGACCAAAAAAAUAUAAAUGUAAUCCAUUUAAAUUCAGGCUGUAAUGCAACAAUGUGGAAAAAGUCAAGGUGUGUGAAUACUUUCUAGAGGGACUGUAUCUGAGGAGCUAAUGAGAUGUUUCUUUAAUGUGUUUUGACACUUGCCUUGUCUCGUUAUCAAGCAUCCCUUGACAGCCAGCUAGCUGUCAGGAAACCGCUGCCACGGGUGUAAUGCAAAAGUCAUAAACAAGUCCCUUUUUUAAAUAACCAGAUUGACAAACAAGUUAUUUGUGAGACCUUAUAUUUGCUGCUAGGGACUGAUCUUUAUCUCUCGGCGGUGGGGGAUGACUUUUUCAGCUUUCGGCUUUCCUAACCAUUAACAUCACUGUGAUAUUUAGGGAAGACAAAGUUGCCCCUCUGGGUUUUAGUGAAUAUUUGAACAAACAGAAUGUCUUAAUCUUUAAAUGAUUUAGGAAGGAAGAGUCAACGCCGUAGUCGCCAAGCCAUUUUUCCUUCAAGUGCCCUUGCAGUGCAGGCCUGUCAGCUUCCCUGUUACGGCAGAGACGAGCAUCAGAGGAGAUUAGCAUUAGUCUGUUUAUGCUCCACUUGAGAGAUGCUACUGAAUGUAUUGUAUCCUACCGCUGUAGCUUAGCACUGCCAGAUGCGUAGUUGCGUACAUGUCAUCUUUUAAAAUGCCAGUCUGUGUUGAUGUACCCAAGUGAGGGUUGAACUUGAUCAAAGUGACAGAGCGUACAAUGGAAAAGCCAUAGCGAGAGACAAUGCAGUGGUUCGUCUUUCAGAGCCCAGUGAUUGCAACAGUAUGGCCUAGCCUAAUGGCAUAGAAGGCUUUCAGGCGUAGCCUACUGAAUGUAGUAGGCCUAUGUAUGCCUAGUUCAUUGAGUGGGCUGGAGAAGAUUGCCUAUAGAUGGGUUCAUAUGGGAAAGUUAAGUGCAGCCUCACAGAGCCAGUAGCAAUCAAGCUUGUAAACCACAGAUAUAACUACCAAAGCUCAGCCCCAAGGCUGUCUGUCUGGUGUCGUCCUCCCACACCUACUUGACUACUCUCACUGUCUGCAAGUGUCUACUCCACCUUAACUUUUAGUGACCUAUUUUAAGCCUCAGCCAUUUAACAUGGCUUUCUUUUGAAACUAAGAACAAUGUGUUUGGGUGUUAGUCAUUUAGCCUAAGUAAUCUUAUACUUUUUACUGGAGAUUGUUGUCAAGUAGCCUACUCUAAUAAACAAAGAAUGGUUAUCAUGGCUGGACUUAUAGCCACACAUCAUGAUUUCUGUAGGAUUGGUCUAUUUCUCCUGUGUGUUUUUGUGAAGAAUGCUGGGCCUAAGGAACACUACUUGUCUGUGCGUGUCUUCCCUGUUGUCAUAGAUUUGGAUGUACAGGAGAAACAACCCCAGUGGUGCUAUUCAGUCUGCAAACAGCUCCACAUAUAGCAUGGGCCUGCUACAGUAUGACUCUGGGGUGGAAGUACUCAAGAUCUGUUCAUUCCAGUCUUCACAAUCAAUUUGCUGUGCUGCCUCUGGAUUUCUUAUCUUGGCAGCAGGGUGCUUUAGCCACCCAGCCCAAAGCAACAUUCAGGGCUGCAGUGCAAACAGUAGGGCCCUAUAAAAUCUGCUGUUAGCGAUAAUGCUAAUGAUAACUGUCUGCUGGUAGAUAACUGUCUGCUCAAUUAAAUGUUAACUACAAUGUAGCCUAUGCCUACCUGGCAGAAUGAUAUCAUGAUUAUUUGCAUCAAUCCAGUGGCCAUUUCUUUUGAAAACUCUGCAAUCACAUGGGUGCUAUAGAAACACCGCUAACCAAACAACGGUCUCUGGCUGGUGCGUACUGGCAUUAAAGGGUAACUACAACCCAAUUUCAACAUUUCCUAGAUUUUUCCCAGACCUCAAGUGGUCUCCUGUUGUGGUUUAAGUUUUUUCUUUUAAGUGUGAUUUUUCUUAUAGAGCGAAAACCAGAAAAACACAAUGGAAAUUUGGGGAAAAAUUAAACAGAAUCAGGCAAAAAAUGUAACAUUUUAUAGGGCCCUAAAACAGCAAUAACAUUCAGUUGAAACAAGAAUGAACUAGCCUAAGUCUGAAUUUGUUUAGGUGUCGGGCAGUAGUAUUGGUAAGGGAAACACUAAUUGCAUUUGUCAAACUAACCGUAACAAGACCAAGGGCUAGAAUGCCACUGGUCUCAAGUUGUGUCCAAAGCUGAAGAAUUGUGUAAGAAUGACAGAGAUUAUAUACAGCUCAAAGGUAGACAUUUUGGUGUUUGUGUCCUUUGCCCCAUUUAUUUAUUUUCUGGGAUUAGGGAUGGUGCUCUAGAGCUGUGUGUUUUUUGGAAUAACAGAUGCUCCUGGGAGUGUGAAUGUGGGGAAACCGAAACACAACAUCACUGGAGGACAGAGAACACAGAGAGAACAGCUGGUGACUGUCUGCCCAAGAGCUUACAAAGACGAGGCUCCUGCAGGGGGUCUCUCUGUCUGUGUGGCUUUGUGAGUUUGUUCAUACUGUGUGUGUGUGUGUGUGUUAGGCUAUCGUGUAGACCGAAGUGUGUUUUAUAAGAUUAUAGCGAGUAGGGUGGGUGGCUAAUUCCAUAGCCAAAUGUGAAACUAAAAGAUUGUCCUUUGUUGGGAGUUGAUUGAAGUGUCAAAAACAAAAUCCUCCUCAGUGCUGGUCUGUUCUCAGCGUUCCUGUGAAAUGACCUCCGUGUGUUUGCCUGCCCGCCUGGGAGUGGGUGUGAUCCAAACCUAGCGCCACAAGAUCAAGUACUUUAUUCUGUGGACACGACAGCUCCAGCUCUCACACCAAACAGCCAGUUAGUCAGAGGCAGAGCAGCAUCUCUAAUGAAGGGCAUGGUAAAGAUAUAAAGGUUGCCACCAUCCAUGUUUGUCUAAAUACAAUCCGUUGGGUGGUGUAAUAGUGUAGUUAUUCAGAUUAUCUUGAUGAAUGAUUUUUGUCUCUGACGCCAAGUGAUUCUCAUCUUAAACGUCGACUACUAGAUUGUCCAGCUGCAGUCAUAUGAGGCAUUAGGUCUUUACUAAACAUACUAAGUAUCCAAGUAAUGGUUGAUCCUUUCCUCACGUCUCCUUUCUACUGAUGUUACUGCAAGGUAGACGGUAGCACUCAAUGAAACACAACCUAUUCACUUACCCUUUAGCUUUGAAUAAUAUGAUCAUUAGCUGUCAAAUUAAAGCGAGUGUCUGAAGUCUGAAUUUCCUUCAGCGCCUUUGUCUCAGGCUAGCCCUACAGAGAUGACACCAGUGCUCCCCUUGCCCCAGGCUACCUCUGUCACUGUCGAGUCAGCUGGCUAACUUCUAGCCUUCCUGCCAGCGUGCCUCCCUCUCUCUUUAGUCUCACCUUGAUCUUCACCAUGGCGAGGUGCAAAAAUACCCUCAAAGCAAUCUGGUGGCGAUCACUGCAUGCCUCUCACACCACUUCUCACUUCAGUAAAUCAGUUUCAAUUCAAUAAAGUUGUGAUUGAAUGUAGAGGAAGGAGGAUCACGUUUCAGAACAGUUAGUGUGUGUCUGCUCUGUCUGACCAAAGCUCUCCACGUGCUGAAGAAUACCUGCAUGGUCUCCUGUCAUGACCCACCCACACACACACUCUGAACAGAUGUGUCACUCAGUUAAAGAAUAAAGAUGGCCAAGUGAUUAUGAUAUUAUUAUUGGCUUGGAAAAGGGCCAGUGAUUUGCACUGAAUUUAUAUAUUCAUUUAUUGAGCCCUUGGUCAGGUAGUUUUUGUAAAAGAGAAUAUGUUGUCUUUAAAACUAGAGUUAGGCCUACCCUUAUUGGACCCGAUCAUAGCGUUACCCUACCGCUGCACUGGGUUAACUUCUAUAUAGUGACACUAACACAACACGUCUGUUGGGCGUGAAUAAAAGGCAUGAUGCACUUAAUUAGGACUCUAUUGGUAGAGCACGGCGCUUGUAACGCCAAGGUAGUGGGUUCGAUCCCUGGGACCAGCUGACUUCCCAUACAAAAAAAAAAUGUAUGCACGCAUGACUGUAAGUCGCUUUGGAUAAAAGCGUCUGCUAAAUGGCAUAUUAUAUAUUAUAUAAGAGGGAGCAGUGAAAUAAAAUGGCACAGCAUCUCACAAUGCUAGGCUUAUAAGAGCAGAGUUGAGUGUAAAUGUAGCUGAGGAACGCUCCACUCUGUUCUCUUAUAUCGAGGCGGAGUUGAGUAUUGAUAACUGGUCGCGCGAUUUGCUAGCGACAACAUUGAGUCACCAUCAGUUGAUACUGGUAAAAUGUUCAAUUCUGAAAACUCUGACCUAUGCUUGUCCUGUACAACUGUGGUCCUUCCGCGGGGUGCUGAAAUUCAUACUUUUUAUUGAAUACAACCACCGACUUUUCCUCAUUUGUGUUGCUCAACUCGGCGUGAAUGCGCUUGUGCCAAUUGAAUCUCAGUUUACGUAGUACAUCAAGGCCGCUACGUCUCCAGUUGAGCAACACCAAUUAGGUGUAUUAAAAGUAUGAAUUUCAGCACCCAGCGGAAGGACCGCAGUUGUACAGGACAAGCAUAGGUACAGGUAAGCGUUUUCAGAAUUGAACAUUUUACCAGUAUCGACUGGUGGUGACUCAAUGUUGUCGCUAGCAAAUCGCACUGCCAGUUAUCAGUACUGCCAGUUAUCAACUCUGCCUCGCUAUAAGAGAACGGAUUUGAGCGUUCCUCAACUAGUGUAAACGAAGCAUAGCAGAUAACACUGCAGCGCCACUAUGGGGCUUUCAAGGAAAGUUUAUUUACAUUGCUCUGAGGUAUAAUAAGGGAGGCCUGAUCCAAAUGGCUCCUCCGUAGGGAUUUUAGCAAUGAACACUUUUUCCCAGAGCAAGACCAGCAGCAACGAAGACACACACACACGCAAGAAUCCCAGAGCACCUCUCUUGCUCUCACCAUAUCAUCACUCAUUAGUGAGAAUCAAUCUGCAGCUGCGCUGAGCUCCAAAGCUCUCAUACACACCACUAAUAAGGGCCCAAGGGAGAGACACACACCACCUCCUCCCCCCUCACUUUCCCAGCCUGUCAGGCCAGGGGGGGUGGGGAACAGGGACGAUGGACUAGCCAAGCCACAUGCCAAGCCCUACCCUGUCAGAGAGAGGGAGGGGUGCACUUCACUACUAGGCUCCUCAGCACAUUUUCAUGCCCUUAUAUGGUCAUGAGCCACCAGGGGAGGGAGGGGCUACCCGCCCCGCGCUGUCAGUUUCACAUGUGACCUCCAAACAGGAAAUGUUGUGGUACAGCAGUGGAGAAGUGGGGGACAGACAGUUAUGUUAUAAAGAGAGGACAACUCUGGGUGCACAGUGGCUGAGAAUUGUGGUUGUAAACCCACUGUAUUUGUCUAUGCUUUGGGCUCAACAACAGAAAAUACAGUUCUCGUCAGUCCUCAUUAGAUGCUUAUCUGAGAGACUAACUUAAAAGCAUGUGAAUGGGGUCAACACUUCUUGAACCAGUGGUUGCUUGCAUGUUUCGCACUUCCCCUUAUUGACAAGGUGUUUAAUAACUGAUUAACAUAAUCACGAUAAGAGGGGAUAACCCUCCUACUGAAACCAAGUCAAGUCAAACCAAAGCCAAAUGACCACAGAUGGAUAAAAACCUGAUAUCUCUAUCAUUGCAAUAUUACAAAUAAAUUACUUUAUACAACAAACAGUUUGUUUUAACCUCGGAAAUCAUUGCACACGCUAUGGAACAGCAGAGUAUGUAUAACAUUUUUGUAUGUUUAUUUGAUAGAUCAGGAUGAAAGAGGAGAGUGUGCUGAAAUGGCAGUGGGCCGGAUUUGAACCACCCACAUUAUUAUUUUACCACAAUGCUCCUCUGUUUCAUAAACAAAACAAUAACAAAUAAGCUAGGGCGAACAGUGGCACUCUUUCCCCUUAUGCGGAUAUCAGCUUUAAAGUGUCUGUCUUGCUGUUUUUGUAGGUACGCAUAGCAGCAAACUUCGUCAUCCACGCCCCACCGGGAGAGUUCAACGAAGUUUUCAAUGGUGAGAUUUUGUCAGUGUGUGGGGUUUAUUUGUGAGUGUUUGUCUGUCUAUGGACCAAAGUCAGGAUACUAGUAUGUGAGCACCACAGUUCUAUCUGAAAGGGCAUGAAGUCACAGCAUCCUGAUGAGUGUUUGUCACUUGAGCUGAUAUGACACAGAUAAACCUUUGCAUCUCGAAACCACACACUGCAGAACAGAGUUCUCUCUCAGUAUCUCAACAUUUCUGUCUCACACCCAAAUGCGCUCUCUAGUCUUCUACUAGCCUGCUGCAAAUAAUUUCUAAGAGAGGGAGAGACUGAGUCCCCUGAGAGGGAGUCCUGUCUUUCUAAUCAAAGUAGCUGGCCCAUAAUCCCCAUCAGACCAUGCACUAUGCUACUAACAUAACGCAUUAAUGACAGACAUCACAAAGGCCAGACUGAGGAUGUUUCUCAAUAUGCAUACUACCGUACUCCACACACUCAUGCUCAGAGUGCAUUCUCCGAGGACGUUCUCUUGAGUACGUUCUUGUGAGGACGAGAGUGUGGAGAACACAUAAAACAUUACAUUUGAGAAAGCACUUGCACUCCGCAUACACAAACCAAACGUUUUACUUUAUUUAUUUUUUUAUUUUUUAUUAAUUUUUUGUCAUUUAGCAGACGCUCUUAUCCAGAGCAACUUACAGGAGCAAUUAGGGUUAAGUGCCUUGCUCAAGGGCACAUCAACAGAUUUUUCACCUAGUCGGCUUGGGGAUUAGAACCAGCGACCUUUCGGUUACUGGCACAACGCUCUUACCCACUAAGCUACCUGCCGCGACCUACUUCAUAAUUAUCAGCUAGAUAUAUGUGAAUCGUAAUAAUCUAGCUAGCCAGCGAGUUAAACAGGCAAAAAUGACCUAAAACUAAUUUUAUGCAAGGUAGAUGUACAUUUUUGGUGGGUAGUUACCAAUUGUUUGUGGCUAUCUGGCUACCUAACAGUAGUAGCUAGCCAGUAAACCCUAUUGACUUAUGGGCUUGCGAUCAGGUAAACAUGGCAAAAUUAACACCAUGUAUUUAUUAAAGUAUCAAGAUAAAAUAUUGUAGUCAGGCAACAUAUGAGAUGUGAAUAGGCAACAUUUCAUUCCAAAGUCAGUGUAUUUUCACUCGCUUUAGCUCCCAAAAAAAAGAAUAUGUGCGUAAUUGUUUUACGUGGUUGCAUCAUAUUUCUUAGCAUACUUUCGGUUGAAGCUUGCAUCGAUGUAUGCUUCAAAAUAUGUAAAAACAGAAUACGCAUUCAAGAAGUGCCCUCCGUGCUCCGUUUCGCAUACUUUGAUAUGGACUCAUACUCCGACCAUCCCGUGCUCCGAGCACGGUAGUAUGCAUUUUGAGACCGGACAGGGACAAAGACCCAGGGACUAUUUAGCACAUUGACACACAGUAAAACACUGCCUCCCAGUUAAAGUGGUGACUUAGAAGUGGGGGCUUAAAGAGACACUAUUUAGUGGGGGGGGAUUCCGAGGGCUAUGCGUGUGUACUCCUGCCCCUGUCUGUGAUUAGCUUUGUGACCUCGGAGUGCCUCCUUAUCGCAGCCCCACACACACACACACACACACACACACACACUGUGUCACUGCUUCCCCUUUCAUUUAUUUUGAUUUCACAGCCCUUUACAGUGUGUCAACUUGCCAUGGCUGGUUUAGCUUCAUCCUAGGGCUCUCAAUUCAAUUUCAAUUUAAGGGGCUUUAUUGGCAUGGGAAACAUGUUUACAUUGCCAAUGCAAGUGAAAUAAACAAGGGAAAUAAACAGUCAAAAAUGAACAGUAAACAUUACACUCAAGAAUUAUAGACAUUUCAAAUGUUAUUAUUGUCUAUGUACAGUGUUGCAACAAUGUGCAAAUAGUUAAUGUAUGAAAGGGAAAAUAAAUAAACUGAUAAAUAUAGAUUGUAUUUACAAUGGUGUUUGUGCUCCACUGGUUGCCCUUCUCUCUCUGUGUGUCUGUGAUGAAAGUGUAAUCCCCAUGCUAGCACUGUGACUGGAAUGUGUAUGUAUAAUGGAGAGGAAUGUGAUUUGAUGUGAAUCCUCCUGUGUGUCUGUGUGUGUGUCUGUGUGCUGUAGGUUUCUGAGCUCUGACGUGUGGUUCUGUACUUCCCACAGAUGUACGAUUGCUGCUCAACAAUGACAAUUUGCUCAGGGAAGGUGCAGCACAGUAAGUAAUGAAAUAUAGACCAGUGGUCUGCUCACGUCAUAAACUAUCCAACAGAAUGAGUAUAUUAUUAACCAACUGAGAAGAUGAGACCUUUGUUUCUCCAGGAAAUAAUUGACUAUUGUACCUGUUUCUGUCUGUUUCUUUAGUGCUUUUGCACAGUACAACGUGGACCAGUUUACACCGGUGAAAAUAGAGAAAUAUGAAGAACAGGUACGCUAAACACCAUGACUUAUAGGAAAUGAAUACAGCGAAACAAGACAUGCAUGUAUUUCAACUAUCCACAGCCCUUAUAGAGUCAAAGCCUAUGGAUACUAGUGACUCCUGACCUGGUAUCAUCAGAAACAAACCGCUAUAGGGAUAAACAGCGCUAGUCAUGGGUUCUAAGAAUAACUACAAAAAUGAAUGAAGCCUAGCAUCUUCAGACCUGCCUUAGGGAUCAUGUCUAAUUGAAUGGACGGAAUAAUAUAAGCCUUGUUGCAUAUUGAUUGUAUUUUUCCUAUGUUUUAUACACAAACAAUAAUUCCUCUUCUAGUACUAUGGUGGUACUAUUCCAGUUCAGUGUGGUUGUGAUGUUGCCUAGGUAACACAGUGAUACAUCAAUAAAUGUUCAGGUUAGCACACACUAGAAUGAGUGUCAGGGAUGGUCACACCUCUUUUCCUCUUUCCCUCCCUUUCUCCCCUUUUUGUCUCCCUCUUCUUGCCUUCCUACGGAUCCUCUCUCUCUGUCUCUCUCUGUCUCUCUCUGUCUCUCUCUGUCUCUCUCUGUCUCUCUCUGUGUCUCUCUGUCUGUCUCUGUCUGUCUGUCUGUCUGUCGCUCUGUCUGUCUGUCUUCGCUCUGCUGUCUGUCUGUUCUGUCGCUCUCUGUCUUCUGUUCUGUCGCUCUCUGUCUGUCUGUCUGUCGCUGCUCUGUCUGUCGUGUGGUCGCUCUCUGGUCUGUCUGGCUGUCGCUCCUGUCUUGUCUGUCUGUCGCUCCUGUCUGUCGUGUCUGUCCCUCUCUGUCUGUCUGUCUGUCGCUCCUCUCUCUGUCUGUCUGUCGUCUCUCUCUCUGUCUGUCUUCGCUCUUCUCUCUGUCUGUCUGUCUCUGCUCUCUCUGUCUGUCUCUCUCUCUGUCUGUCUCGUCUCUCUCUCUGUCUGUCGCUCCGCUCUCGUGUCGUCUGUCGUCUCUCUGUCGCUCCUCUGUCUGUCUCUCUGUCGUCUGUCUCUCUCUGUCUCGUCUCUCGCUCUGCUGUCUCUGUCUCUCUCUCGCUCUGUCUCGCUCCUCUCUCUGUCUCGCUCUCUCUCUGUCUCGCUCUCUCUCUCUGUCUCGCUCUCUCUAUGUCUCGAUUCGCUCUCACUCUCUCUGUCUCGCUCUCGAUCUCUCUGGUCUCGCUCUCACUCUCUUGUCUCGCUCCUCUAUUCUCUCUCUGUUCGCUCUCUCUGUAUCGUCUCUUCUCUCUCUGUCUCGUCUCCUCUCUCUCUCUUCUAGCUCUCUUCUCUGCUCUCUGCUCUCUAUAUCUAGGUCUUAAUCACAGAGCAUGGAGACUUGGGCAAUGGGCGGGUCCUGGACCCUAAAAACAAGAUCUCCUUUAAGUUUGACCACCUGAGGAAGGAAGCUAGUGACCCGCGGCCCCACGAUGUGGAUGGAGCCAUGGAGGGCUGGAGGAGUGCUGUGGAUGGUGCUGUCCGGGCCUACGUCAAGGAGCACUACCCCAGUGGAGUCUGCACCGUACGUCUGGGCUGCAUAACACCAUCUCCUUCCUGAUCCUGUGCUGUUGAAUUUGUCAUUUGAUCAUGUAAAAUGCGAAUUUGAUAACUGAGUUCACUGGAAAUGUGUCAAAUCUCACCUUAGAUUUACGGCAAAACCAUAGACGGACAUCAAACCAUCAUCGUGUGUAUCGAGUGUCAUCAGUUUCAACCAAAAAACUUCUGGUAUGUAUGGAUUUUAGAAUCAAAGAUGCCAGAUUAAUUAAGUAUGUUUGUGGUUUUAGAUUUCUAAUCAUGUAAAUGGCUUUAAACUCUCUCCAGGCAGAAUAAAAAAAUGUUUAGCCUAUAAACUUUCUAUUGUCUGGUUUACACGCUAAACACUUCAAACACCAUCUUAGCUUGCUUUGUUCGGUACUUGGCUAACCAGUGCCUGUUGGUUUAGAGAGUGUUGGCCUCCCAUUACCUUGUUGAGCCAGCCCUGAUCAGGUUAAUAUAAUUGAAUAAGGGCCGUGCCAAUCCUCUUUGCAGUGGGUUUUACUGAGCUUAGGGCUCCCUGAGUGUAAUGAUCUUACAGCUUCUGUACAAGAUCUGAUACCUCUUAGGAAAGACUCUGCUGUGUAGUGGAGAGAGGGGGAUUGAGAGACAACACUCAACACAGACCCACUUUGAGAGCUUGUAGAUGUACUAAAUACUUAAUUUCUUCUCUCUUUGUAAAGGAACGGACGUUGGAGGUCAGAGUGGAAAUUCACAAUCGGCUCCUCCACCACUCAAGUGGCUGGCAUCAUGAAAAUCCAGGUGUGUGUGUGUGUGGGCAUGAUUGCGUGUAAGGCAAUUGAGUUCCAGACAAUCGCACACUAAUCACACGCUUCUCUCUGUCUGGUUGUAGGUUCAUUACUAUGAAGACGGCAACGUUCAGCUGGUCAGCCACAAAGAGGUCCAGGAGUCGAUGUCCAUUUCUGUGAGUACAUCACUAAACAUACAUGUGGAAAAACACCCAUUAAAACAUGUUACGUUAGUAUGUAUGUACAGUACCAGUCAAAAGUUUGGACACAUCUACUCAUUCAAGGGCUUUUUUUUUUUUUUUUUUUUUACUGUUUUCUACAUUGUAGAAUAAUAUUAAAGACAUCAAAACUAUGAAAUAACACAUGGAAUCAUGUAGUAACCAAAAAAGUGUUAAACAAAUCAAAAUAGAUUUUAGAUUCUUCAAAGUAGCCUUGAUGACAGCUUUGCACACUCUUAACCAGCUUCACCUGUAAUGCUUUUCCAACAGUCUUGAAGGAGUUCCCAGAUAUGCUGAGCACUUGUUGGCUGCAUUUUUUUGUGUGUAUUUUACACCCUUUUUCUCCCCAAAUUCGUGGUAUCCAAUUGGUAGUUACAGUCUUGUCCCAUCGCUGCAACUCCCGUACGGACACGGGAGAGGCGAAGGUCGAGAGUCCUCCGAAACACAACCCAACCGAGCCGCACUGCCUCUUGACACAGUGCCCGCUUAACCUGGAAGCCAGCCGCACCAAUGUGUCGGAGGAAACACCGUACACCUGGCGACCUAGUCAGCGUGCACUGCGCCCGGCCCACCACAGGAGUCGCUAGUGCGCGAUGGGACAAGAACAUCCCUGCCGGCCAAACCCUCCCCUACGCUGGGCCAAUUGUGCGCCACCCCAUGGGUCUCCCGGUCGUGGCCGGCUGCGACAGAGCCUGGACUCGAACCAGGAUCUUUAGUGGCACAGCUAGCACUGCGAUGCAGUGCCUUAGACCACUGCGCCACUCGGGAGGCCCCACAAAUUAACUUUUAACAAGGACAGAUUUGUUAAUUGAAGAGUGUGCAAAGCUGUCAUCAAGGCAAAGGGUGGCUACUUUGAAGAAUCUUAAACAUAUAUUUUGAUUUGUUGUUUUUGGUUACUAUAUGAUUCCAUAUGUGUUAUUUCAUAGUUUUGAUGUCUUCACUAUUAUUCUACAAUGUAGAACAUAUUAAAAAUAAAGAAAACCCCUUGAAUGAGUAGGUGUGUCCAAACUUCUGACUGGUAUUGUAUGUUUGACUAUCCAUGAUUUGAACCUCUUGAUUCACCUCCUGAUUCCACUCUGUUCCUCUUCACUAGGACGAAGCUGCAACUGCAAAGGAGUUCGUUAAGAUCAUGGAGGCUGCAGAGAACGACUACCAGGUGUGUGGGAUUGGAAAGCUUUGAUAUGGACACACAUGCAUACAAAGUAGUUGCUGUAACAUUUAGUACACAAGAUACUGAAGCAUCAUAGUUUGCCACUAGUGUGCCCUCAACAUUACUAGAAUUACUAGUCACAUGGCACAAGUUGUUCUUAUUCUUUUGUAAUGUCAAAACACUGUCUCUGGAAACCGUCACCGUGUGACAAUUCCUGUCAAUUGUGGUUGUUAUUGUGACACCCCAAAGUCCAGAUUCAUUUCGCUCUCCUCUCUUACCCCGUCAGACUGCCAUCAACGAGAAUUACCAGACCAUGUCGGACACCACCUUCAAAGCCUUGCGCCGCCAGCUUCCCGUGACGCGCACCAAGAUCGACUGGAACAAGAUCUUGAGCUACAAGAUUGGCAAGGAGAUGCAGAACGCUUAA
Messenger RNA from Coregonus sp. 'balchen', 22637 nucleotides. The record is from the annotation of a GenBank genome assembly. Lineage: Eukaryota; Metazoa; Chordata; Actinopteri; Salmoniformes; Salmonidae.